Molecule: messenger RNA, 1160 nt
Organism: Bacillus rossius redtenbacheri
Lineage: Eukaryota; Metazoa; Arthropoda; Insecta; Phasmatodea; Bacillidae
Exons: 5
Coding region: 1-849 (282 amino acids)
Biological process (GO): synapse organization
Cellular component (GO): neuron projection membrane
Source: RefSeq, a predicted model, not a curated record
AUGUACCUGGUUCUCGGCACGUAUUAUGUCCCCAUGUGUACCUGGUUCUCGGCACGCUUCAUGUUCCCGACUGUACCAGCGAUCCGCGGCAAGUUUCACGUCCCUCGACUGUACCGACGGCCUGUGGCACGUUUCAUGUCCCCGGCUGUACCGGCGCGCAGCCCCGCUGAGGUCUCCAUCAGCGCCGGAAUUGCGUGCUGGCUUAAUCGGCCGCAGAGCUGUCGUGUGGGGGUGACGUGGGUGCACCGCAAGCCGGACGCCAUCCGCCUGCUGACGGUGGGGCGCAGCGGCUACAGCGCCGACCAGCGCGUGGCGCUCAGCUUCCGCUACCCCAACAACUGGCGGCUGCAGAUCCUGUACGUGAGCCGCCGGGACCAGGGCGUGUACGAGUGCCAGGUGGCCACGCACCCGCCGCGCGUCAAGCAGGUCUUCCUCAAGGUCACAGCCCCGGAGGUGGUGAUCCUGGACGAGAACCACCACCCGGUGGAGGAGCGCUACUACAAGGCCGGCAGCGUGGUGGAGCUGACCUGCCUGGCAGACCAGCUGGAGGCGGGCGACGGGGUCACCUGGACCCACGGCGACGCCGUCAUCGCCGCGGGCAUCAGCCUGAACACGAGCCUGGGGCCCGGCAGUGUGGCCGCCACCUUGAAGGUGAACCCUGCCAGGAAGAGUCACUCGGGCAACUACUCCUGCCGGGUCGGCGACAUCUCCUCGGCCACGGCUGUCCUACAUAUCCUCAACGGUGAAAUACCAGCGGCCGUGCAUCACGGGAACUCCGCAGUCUGGCAUCGUCCCGUUCACGUCCGACUGUUGGUCGCACUUCUGCUGCACUGGCCCGUGCUCCGGUGACGUUGAGAAACAGUGGUGCCAACACUACACUGACUACAACUUUUUUUUUUUUUCAUUUGGCAUAUAAUGUGUUUCGUGGAUUCGCUGUUCUAAUUCAGACAAGUUUCAAGAUGGGCCACAUGAAUUUAGAGAUUAAAAAAAGUUACGUAAAUGUUACUGUAAAUAAAACAAAUUGUUAUAUUUUUCUACAAAAUAAAAAAAAGGAAAUGAAAUCUCGCUGUGAAUGAAUCACAAUGGUUCAUGUUUCUGCAGUGUGACAGUGUAGUUUGAAUGACUAUGAACAUUUCUGUAAGAUACUGACUAGUUCGAGG